AUGACGCUUGAUGAAAUUAAAGGUACUGUGGCUGACGAGCCCCAGACUGUACAAGUCACAGCCGAAGCGGCUGUCAAGGCUGUUAAAGCCGGCGACAAACACGUUGAUAUUGCAGCUCAAAUUAUCGCCGAAUAUGGCGAAGAGAUGAGCGGACAGACUUGGUCCGCUGAGGAAGAAAAGAAACUCAUUCGCAAGGUUGACUGGCGGUUGAUUCCAAUUUUAUUUGUCUGCGCCACAUUGUCCGGACUAGACAAGACAGCCAUUUCGGCCGCUGCUAUUUAUGAUAUUAAAAAGGAUCUUAACCUUACGGGUCAGCAGUACUCGUGGGUAGGAUCAGCCCCGUUCUUUGGUGGAUUGGUCUUUAUGGGACCGUCGGCCUACUGUCUUCAGAGAGUAUCUGCAGUUAAAUAUUUUGCACUCAAUGUCCUGUUUUGGGGUAUCCUCGAGAUGUGUAUGGCUGCAACGACCAAUUUCGCAGGGCUCUUCAUCUGUCGCUUCUUUCUGGGAGGAUGUGAAGCAUUACUAAUUCCAGCUGUUACUCUCGUAGUCUCAAUGUGGUAUCGUCCAGAUGAACAGCCGAAACGCAACAGUAUCAUACUCAAUGUUAUUGCUCCCAUCCUUAAUGGGUUUGUUGCCUGGGUAGUCGGAUACUAUCCAGGUUCAUUCCCUGUCUGGAAAAUCAUUUUCCUUCUACUAGGCGCGAUUACAUCAGUUUGGGCAGGUAUUGUGUACUUUUUCCUACCAAAUAACCCCCUAGAAGCGAAAUUUCUCAGUCGCCGCGAAAAGUUUAUCGUCAUCCAACGCAAAGCUGCCGACAAUACUGGCAUAGAAUCCAAAACUAUCAAGCCAAAUCAAAUAUGGGAGGCCAUCAUGGAUCCAAAAACCUGGCUGAUAUGGUUCGCCAUCGUUGCAUUGCAAGUCCCCAACGGGGGACUCACCACCUUCAACACAUUGAUCAUUUCAGGUCUUGGAUUUGAUUCCCUGCAAACUUCACUGCUGGCCAUGCCACCUGGAGCGAUGAGUACGCUAUCCGGAAUUGGGCUGAGUUAUUUGGCAGCCACAACCAGGCGAUACAGAACCGUAAUCGUUGCUGUGAGUGUUCUAUUGCCUUUGUUGGGCGCGGUAUUGUGUUAUGCUUUACCGAGGUCGAACCUUGCCGGACAACUGGUGGGAUUGUAUAUUCUUUAUACUUACUGGGCUCCCUACGUGACCCUCGUCUCCGUCUAUCAAGCUAACAUUGCCGGCCACACAAAGAAAAUUGCUCUUUAUGCCUGGUUUUAUAUUGCUUGGACUACUGGCAACAUCAUCGGUCCCCAGACAUUUCGUGCCGACCAAGCGCCAACAUACACCGGUGGCACGGUCGCUAUGAUUGUGUGUUAUAUUGUUGCUAUAGUUGCUGUUCUUUCGUAUGGUGCUCUCUGUCAUCGCGAAAAUCAGCAACGAGCUGCCGAUAUUCAAAAUGGAGUGGUGACAGCUGCCGACCAGGAUUGGUUGGAUUUGACGGACAAGGAGAAUAGGGCGUUUAAGUAUACCACUUAAAUUUUGCUAAAAUUUCAAUGUGAGAUGCAUUUGUCUCAUAUUACAGGCAUUCGAGGCUUAAUAUGACUUCAAGAUCGACCCAGCGGUUGUAAUUUUAUUUCAC
Talaromyces proteolyticus is the source of this 1642-nucleotide messenger RNA. Its product is annotated as putative allantoate permease. Bases 1 to 1539 code for a protein of 512 amino acids. The transcript has 6 exons. Gene Ontology annotation, biological process: transmembrane transport. The record is from RefSeq and is a predicted model, not a curated record. Gene Ontology annotation, molecular function: transmembrane transporter activity. Lineage: Eukaryota; Fungi; Ascomycota; Eurotiomycetes; Eurotiales; Trichocomaceae. Gene Ontology annotation, cellular component: membrane.